Acipenser ruthenus (sterlet) is the source of this 1087-nucleotide messenger RNA. RefSeq names its product sigma intracellular receptor 2-like. Gene Ontology annotation, cellular component: endoplasmic reticulum. The transcript has 3 exons. The record is from RefSeq and is a predicted model, not a curated record. The coding region runs from base 152 to 688 and encodes 178 amino acids. NCBI's taxonomy places the organism in Eukaryota, Metazoa, Chordata, Actinopteri, Acipenseriformes, Acipenseridae.
GCUCCUCUUAACAAUCAAUAAACCAGGAAGAGAGUUUGUUUUUGUAUUGCUGUUUUCUGAACGGGGUGAACAUUGGGACAGAUUGAACCCCUUUUCUCCUGGCUCGCUGGGCUGCACUGUACCCAUCCGUCUGUGCCUAAAUACACAAGCCAUGGCAAUUUUGAUUCGUUUACUGGAAUGGGUAUUCUUCCUUUACUUCGCCUCUCACAUCCCCAUUACCCUCGCGAUAGACCUCCAAGCCCUGCUCCCGGCACAGUACUACUCGCAGUCUCUCAAGGAUCUUCUGAAAUGGUACGCGGCAGAAUUUAAGGACCCGAUGAUGAUGGCUCCCCCGGCCUGGUUCAAAUCGUUCAUCUUCUGUGAAGCGCUUCUCCAGACUCCCUUCUUCCCAGUAGCAGCAUACGCCUUUUUCAAAGGAGGCUGCCGGUGGAUCAGAACUCCAGCCAUAGUUUACGCCACACACGUGGCCACCAGCGUGGUUCCUAUCAUCGCCCACGUCCUCUUCCACGACUUCCCCAAGGGGCCACACCCAGGGCCUGAGACCCCUGCAGAGCGCCUGACCCUCGCGGCUAUCUACGCUCCAUACCUCCUCGUUCCCAUCAUCCUCCUGCUCACCAUGCUGUUCAGCACAGCCUACAACGGAGAACUCCGUGGUGCAAAGGGGCAGAUGGGUAAAAAGAGCAGAUAACCAAGAGGUUUGUGGAGCUGGGCCUUUAGGGAGCAGCGAUGGAAAAAAGGACCCCCUUACAUGGAGUUUGAUCCAUUCCUGGUUUUACUAGGAGUUUAAGAAGCUUGUUGCCUAUAUGCUGUGGCUUAUCAAGCUUGUAGUAAAACCUGGAAUGGGUGAACUAUGGAAUAGGCAAUAAAAACGUGAUCAUAUUGCAAAGCCAUUAAAAUAAACCAUGUUUUUAUAAUUUGAGGCAUUUCUAUUUGAAACUUUCAUCCUGCCUGCCUGUCUUGUAUAGGUGCGAUUGAUUUUGAUUUUUAAUUUAAUGCCAAAAUUACAACUACAAAUAACAAUAGUAUGUGCCAGUGUUGUUUAGUGGGGUUUUUUUGUGACUUGAAUAAACCCUAUUUUUUAUUAAAA